Glarea lozoyensis ATCC 20868 is the source of this 1644-nucleotide messenger RNA. Its product is annotated as Class II aaRS and biotin synthetase. Gene Ontology annotation, biological process: protein lipoylation. The transcript has a single exon. Bases 1 to 1644 code for a protein of 547 amino acids. Lineage: Eukaryota; Fungi; Ascomycota; Leotiomycetes; Helotiales; Helotiaceae. Gene Ontology annotation, cellular component: mitochondrion. Gene Ontology annotation, molecular function: lipoyl(octanoyl) transferase activity. The record is from RefSeq and is a predicted model, not a curated record.
AUGUCAACCAAGCAUCUCCUUCGUCACAUCCAUUUCCAGGACUUGGUCCCGUUCCAGGCCAUCUCGAAAUUACAAGAUAUCCUCGUUGCGCAGAAUCUGGCCCAUAAAGCCUCUCCUCUCACCAAACCCGCACCGCUUCCUACAGUUGUGUCCUUUACCCCAUUCCCCGUCUAUACAUUCGGUCGACGCGAUCUGCCUACCACAUUCGCACCGGCAUUUCUAGAGAAACUACAAGAACCACUAGCACCCAAAGACACCCAGACAAUUCGCGAUAUUUUGAAAAGUAAUGAUCAGUUGGAUAGUUUUCCAGACACUCCUUGGACCCGCGCAGAGAUCGUGCCUACCCUCCGGGGUGGCCUCACAACUUUCCAUGGCCCAGGCCAGCUAGUUAUAUAUCCUAUCCUCGACCUCAAAUCUCCUCUCAUUCGAAAUCCUCUACCAGACACUUCAGAACCAGUUCCCCACCCCAACGGUCUAGAUGUCCGCUCUUACAUCUCCCUCCUCGAAGCCACAACCGUCGAUGUCCUUAAAUACCUUGAGAUUACCGCACACUUGACCGGCGAUCCUGGGGUCUGGACCCAACCUCGUCACCGCGAUGUAGAACUAUACGAGGGACAGAAAAGAGAAACCCCCCGCAAGAUUGCCGCUGUAGGCGUCCAUCUACGAAGAAAUAUAACAUCCUAUGGCCUUGCCAUAAACAACGCCACCGACCUACGCUGGUUUGACCGCAUUGUUCCAUGUGGUCUGGUAGGUAAAGGUGUUACCUCAAUCUUCGAACAGACAAAACCGAUAUGGCGCCGUAAAAUCGCCAAGGAAGACCCCUUCGGCGACCACGUCAAAUUGUUAAACUCCAGAAUAGCAACAUCCUGGGUCCGCGACUUCACAAAAAAGAUAUGGAAUUCGCCGCUCGUAAGAGAAACUAUCCCAGCCAUGUUGCCUUGGUGGUAUGAUGGUAAAAUUAAAAGCGCGGAUUUCCAUCUCGGAAGGCGGUCGGAUUUCUACAAUGAUUUGGGACCGUUUGAGAAGGAUGGACUCGUUCAGUACAUAAGGGUCGGAAGUGGGGUUGAAAAGCCAGGGGGCGUGGAAACGCUCGCUAAGUUUUUGGAGACUGGGGAAAUGGACGAUCCGACGGUGAAGAUUAAGACGAGGAAGCGAGGGCCUAUGUUGAUCUCUUUCAAAGAUAAUGAUUCGGAGUUUGAAGAGGCGAUGAUGGCGUUUAGUCAGAGUACAACCAAUGUGGACCUGCAACCGGAGGUUGGCGAGACGUUGUUGAACUCUCGACGGAAGGGAUUUAGAAGUUUUAAGAUUACGCUUAAUCAUGAUAGAACUGACCAAGAACCGGAUCUCGAGAUUGAUAAUGGGCUGUUGGACUCUCGACGGAAGACUGACGAGGACCUGGAUUCGAAGGUUGAUGAUAUGCCGUUGGAGUCUCGACAGAAGGGAUUUGGAAGUCAAAAGAACUUGGGUAUCUUGGACGAGGAUUUGGACCCCGAGAUUGUGGAUCUGGAUCCCGAGAUUGAUUAUAUGAGGGGGUUUAAAAAGUAUACCAACCUGGGUUAUAUCAAUCCAUUAAGACUUCGAAAGAAGGGGCAUAAGAGUUACAAGAACCUAGGCAUGGUGCGAGGAUCUGGAUCCCGAGACUGA